GCGGCUGCGCGGGAGGUUUGAAUUAGCGGCGGGUGGUGGCGCGCGUCCCUGAGGGGCUGCAGCUGGCCCGCGUACCCCCUCGCCAUGGAUAACGCGGAAAAUGUCUUCCAGAUGUUUGAGGCCCAUAUGCAGAGUUACAGGGGUGAUGACCCACUUGGUGAAUGGGAAAGUUAUAUGCAGUGGGUAGAAGAAAAUUUUCCUAAGAAUAAAGAAUACCUGACAACAUUAUUAGAACAUUUAAUGAAGGAGUUUUUAGAUAAGAAGAGAUACCACAAUGACCCAAGAUUCAUCAGUUACUGUUUAAAAUUUGCCGAGUACAACAGUGACCUCCAUCAGUUCUAUGAGUUUCUGUACAACCAUGGGAUUGGGACCCUGUCGUCUCCUCUGUAUGUCGCCUGGGCUGGGCACCUGGAAGGCCAGGGAGAGCUGCAGCAUGCCAGUGCUGUUCUUCGGAGGGGGAUUCAGAACCAGGCUGAACCUAGAGAGCUGCUGCAGCAACAGUACAGGUUAUUUCAGAAACGCGUCACUGAAACUCAUUUGCCAGCUCAAGCUAGAACCUCAGAACCGCUGCAUAAUGCUCAGGUUUUAAAUCAAACGAUAACAUCAAACUCAAAUCCAGAGAAUAACACAGGCUGUGUUUCUAAGAAUCAGGGUUCACAGCUUUCUGGAGUGACGUCUUCAACUUGUGAUAAAGAGUCAAAUAUGGAGCAGAGGGUGAUCAUGAUUUCUAAAUCAGAAUAUUCUGCACAUUCAUCUUCGGCAGCCAAAACUGACGUUAAGCAGGUUGUUAUGUAUUGCAAGGAGAAGCUUAUUCGUGGAGAAUCAGAGUUCUCCUUUGAAGAGCUGAGAGCCCAGAAAUAUAACCAACGGAGAAAGCAUGAACAAUGGGUUAAUGAAGACAGGCAUUAUAUGAAAAGGAAAGAAGCAAAUGCUUUUGAAGAACAGCUGUUAAAACAGAAAAUGGAUGAACUUCAUAAGAGAUUGCAUCAGGUGGUGGAGACGUCCCAUGGGAACAUGCCUGCUUUUCAGGAAGGGUCUGAGGUUCAUGCCGCACACGUGGGGCCGAGCAUGGGCCCCCAGGAGGAACUGAGAGGAUCGUCCCUUGCAGCCGUAGAUGAGCAGGCCUCAAGCAACAUGAGAGAGAAACCCAGAGAGGCACCACUUAUGGCAAAUGCCGUCACCACUGCUUCGGUGUCCCUAGCUGUCAGCCAGAGUGUAGCUCACCCUCCUCCUUUGACAGCCCAGCCAGUGACAGACUCUGCGUUUGCAGCAGCCGGAAAAGAUGCCAGCGUGUCUCGAGAGACUUCUCUUCUGAAAUGUGAGGGUAAAAGCGCUCAUGAAUUCAAGCCUCAGAGUGGAGUGGAGAUCAAAGAAGCAUGUGAAGCACAGAAGCUUACUAACACAAGUUCUUUUCAUACAACUCCAAACACAUCACUGGGAAUGGUCCAGGCUACGCCAUCCAAAGUACAGCCGUCACCCACUGUUCACACAAAAGAAGCAUUAGGUUUCAUCAUGGACAUGUUUCAGGCUCCCACACUUCCUGAUAUUUCUGACGAGAAAGAUAAUUGGUCAUCUCUAGAUCAAAAUGAAGAUGCAUUUGAAGCCCAGUUUCAAAAAAAUGCAAAGUCGUCUGGGGUUUGGGGAGUCAGUAAGAUUAUCUCUUCUUUGUCGUCUGCUUUUCCUGUAUUUGAAGAUGGAAACAAGGAAAAUUACGGAUUACCACAACCUAAAAAUAAACCUGCAGGAGCCAGGACCUUUGGAGAACGCUCUAUGAGCAGACUUUCUGCAAAACCAAAUGAAGCGCCUCCUCAUACUGAAGAGUUUUUGGAUGAUUCAGCCGUUUGGGGCACCCGCUGCAAUAAGACCCUGGCACCCAUUCCUAAGAGCGCAGGAGACUUUACGUCUGCUGCUCAGCUUGCAUCUACCCCGUUCCACAAACUCCCGGCGGACUCAGUGCACGCGCUAGAAGAUAAAGAAAAUAUCGUAGCAAAACAGUGCACCCGUGUGACUUUGUAUGCUUCUGAAGAAAAUACGGUGGAGCCCUCAAAACCCAGAAAGUUCAGUCCAAUUCAAGAGAAAAGCCCGGAGCAAGCAUUAUGCGUGGACGUGCCUUCAGCACCCUUACUCAGCCGGAGCCAGCCCACUGCAGGCGGUGUGCUCACCAGCGAGGCAGAGCAGAGCCUUGAGGCUUGUAAACUCACAGAUACUGAUGUCGCCAUGGAGGAGGACCCGCCAGGAGCCAGACCCUCUGGGCUCCACGCAGAACGGACGAAGAGUAGCUCGGCUGGGAAUGCGGCUGCUCCAAAUUUUGUUGUUGAAAACCCGUGGGAUGAUACAUUGAUUCAAGAGCUUUUAUCUGGGCUCUCUAAACCAGUGAGCUCUUAUCCAAAUACUUUUGAAUGGCAAUAUAAACUUCCACCCAUCAAGCCCAAGACUGAAUUCCAACUGGGUUCUUCGGUGAUCUACAUUGAUCAUCUUCUUGGAGAAGGAGCCUUUGCCCAAGUCUACGAAGCUACCCAAGAAGAUGUGAAUGAUCCCAAAAAUAAACAGAAAUUUAUUUUAAAGGUCCAGAAGCCUGCCAACCCCUGGGAAUUCUACAUUGGAAGCCAGCUGAUGGAGAGACUGAAGCCAGAUAUGCAACAUAUGUUUAUCAAAUUCUAUUCUGCCCACUUUUUCCAGAAUGGCAGUGUGCUAGUAGGAGACCUCUUCAGCUAUGGAACACUAUUAAAUGCCAUUAACCUUUAUAAAAAUACCCCUGAAAAAGUGAUGCCUCAAGCUCUAGUCAUGUCUUUUGCUAUCAGAAUGCUCCACAUGGUUGAGCAAGUCCACAACUGCGAAAUCAUUCAUGGCGACAUCAAACCAGACAAUUUCAUACUUGGGAACAGAUUUUUAGAACAGGACGGUGAAGAUGAUGAUUUAUCCGCAGGCUUGGCAAUGAUUGACCUGGGUCAGAGUAUAGAUAUGAAACUUUUUCCAAAAGGAACUACGUUUACAGCGAAGUGCGAGACAUCUGGUUUUCAGUGUGUUGAGAUGCUCAGUAAGAAACAAUGGAACUACCAGAUUGACUACUUUGGAGUCGCCGCAACGGUCUACUGCAUGCUCUUUGGCACGUACAUGAAAGUGAAAAAUGAGGGAGGAGUAUGGAAGCCGGAAGGUCUUUUUAGAAGGCUUCCUCACCUGGAUAUGUGGAAUGAAUUUUUUCACAUCAUGUUGAAUAUACCAGACUGUCAUCAGCUUCCAUCGUUGGAUUUUUUAAGGCAAAAGCUGAAGAAAAUAUUUCAGCAACACUAUUCCAACAAGAUCAGGACCCUGCGUAACAGGCUAAUCGUGCUGCUCUUAGAAUACAAGCGUUCACGAAAAUAACAGCGGUGAGCACACUCCCCAGAAGUCACUUUGUAAAUGCUAGCCUCACCUUGAACCGUAAUGCUUUCUCCAUUUAUUGUCUGUGUAAAUGUUUGUUAAAAAUAAA
Trichechus manatus latirostris (Florida manatee) is the source of this 3469-nucleotide messenger RNA. It is a transcript of the gene BUB1, whose product is annotated as BUB1 mitotic checkpoint serine/threonine kinase. NCBI's taxonomy places the organism in Eukaryota, Metazoa, Chordata, Mammalia, Sirenia, Trichechidae. The transcript is spliced from 25 exons. The record is from RefSeq and is a predicted model, not a curated record. Gene Ontology annotation, biological process: meiotic sister chromatid cohesion, centromeric; mitotic spindle assembly checkpoint signaling; protein phosphorylation. Bases 85 to 3363 code for a protein of 1092 amino acids. Gene Ontology annotation, molecular function: protein kinase activity; ATP binding. Gene Ontology annotation, cellular component: nucleus.